CCCUUCUCUGUAGUCCCCGCAGUGAGAGAGGAAAUCAAAAAUAAUGAAACAUAUUAACCAUUUGUAUAAACUGCAUGGAUUAAUUGCAUCAGUGCUUCAACAGACAACUAGAAGACAGAUUCAGUCACUGGCAGAAACUGCAUGUAGUGUUCAAAACAAAGCAACACUUUAUGUUCAUUGGCCAUAUUGUGCUAAGAUGUGUUCAUACUGUAACUUCAAUAAAUAUAUCAGAAAUCAUGUAGAUAAUACUAGAAUGACAAACUGUAUGAUGAAGGAAGUAGAGACUUUGAUCAAAAUAAGCGGAAUAACUGAAAUAAAAUCUGUCUAUUUUGGAGGUGGUACUCCAAGUCUGGCAGAAACUGGAAUGAUUGCAUCUGUGAUACAGGCUGUUCAGAGUAGUGUUACUCUGCCUGAAAAUGCAGAGAUUACCUUAGAAGCUAAUCCCACAACUACAGAGAGAGCCAAAUUAAAGGAAUUUAAAGAUGCUGGGGUUAACAGAUUAUCAAUUGGUGUUCAGAGCCUUUACAAUGAAGAUUUAGAAUUUCUAGGCAGACAGCAUUCUGUUGAAGAUGCAAUAAGGUGUAUAUCUGAUGCUAAGGAUUUGUAUCCAGGUGAUGUUUCCAUAGAUAUCAUAUUUGGUAGACCUAACCAAACAGUAGAGAAAUGGAACAAAGAAUUACAACAGUUAUUGUCAUUGUGUGAUGACCAUAUAUCACUGUACCAACUAACAGUUGAAAGGGGUACUCCAUUGUUUAAAUGGGUCCAGAAUAAAAUUGUGAUCCUGCCUGAUGAUGAAGUAAUGGCAGACCUGUAUGAGACUGCUGUUGAGGUUCUUGAAAGUAGAGGAUUUGACCAAUAUGAAGUUUCUAAUUUUGCCAAAAAUGGUAAAGUAGGAAGGCACAAUAAAGUAUACUGGGAAGGUGAAGAUUAUAUAGGUGUUGGUCCAGGAGCACAUGGCAGAUUCACACCAUAUUCACAAGGGAAACAUCAAAGAGAGGCUAGAGUACAGAUAUUAGAACCAAACAGAUGGAUGACUGAGGUAGAAAAUCAAGGUCAUGGUACAAAACUGGCCAAACCACAAAAUCAGUUGGAACAGUUAGAAGAGUUGUUAGUUAUGGGUUUAAGAACAAAAGAUGGUAUAAAACAUGAGACUUGGAAGAAAAGAUACAGUUCUAAAUCAAUGACUGAUUUAUUUUAUAACCAGGAUAUCCUCAGCCAGUAUGUCAACUCUGGAUUGUUACAUUUUGACAAGAGUGGCAUGAGAGCAUCAAAGAAGGCUCUUGCUGUUCUUAACCCUAUUGUACAAGAUUUGUUGAAUUUAUUAAAUGAUCACUGGUCAGGUGGCUGAUGGCGGUAUGGUCACCUAUUGGAUUUCAAAACCACAAUGGCAGAAAGUUUUCAUUCUUAAUGUCUGCUCGCAGCCCUUCAAGUAUGUGCUGAUGGAUUAUAAGAGAUGGAAAUAAAAAAGAAAAUAAAACCUAUCCCUCAA
This is a messenger RNA of Mytilus californianus (California mussel), 1489 nucleotides long. Its product is annotated as radical S-adenosyl methionine domain-containing protein 1, mitochondrial-like. Gene Ontology annotation, cellular component: cytoplasm. The record is from RefSeq and is a predicted model, not a curated record. Lineage: Eukaryota; Metazoa; Mollusca; Bivalvia; Mytilida; Mytilidae. The coding region runs from base 44 to 1348 and encodes 434 amino acids. Gene Ontology annotation, molecular function: coproporphyrinogen oxidase activity; 4 iron, 4 sulfur cluster binding. Gene Ontology annotation, biological process: porphyrin-containing compound biosynthetic process. The transcript is spliced from 16 exons.